This is a messenger RNA of Pseudozyma hubeiensis SY62, 2463 nucleotides long. RefSeq lists its product as hypothetical. The transcript has a single exon. Gene Ontology annotation, cellular component: eukaryotic translation initiation factor 2B complex. Bases 1 to 2463 code for a protein of 820 amino acids. Gene Ontology annotation, molecular function: guanyl-nucleotide exchange factor activity; translation initiation factor activity; translation initiation factor binding. Gene Ontology annotation, biological process: biosynthetic process. The record is from RefSeq and is a predicted model, not a curated record. Lineage: Eukaryota; Fungi; Basidiomycota; Ustilaginomycetes; Ustilaginales; Ustilaginaceae.
AUGCCGCCAAAAUCAUCAUCAGCAGCAAAGCCAGGCGGCAAAGGCGCUGCAUCGUCCAAAGCUAAAGCACAGCAGAACAGAGAAGAGGACCUUCAGCGAGAGCCAUUGCAAGCCGUCGUACUUGCCGACGCCUUUUCAAAACGUUUGGAUCCUUUGACUACCGACAGACCAGCGUGUCUACUGCCGCUAUGCAACGUUCCGCUCCUCGACUGGACACUUGAGAAUCUGGCUCUGGCUGAAGUCGAGGAGAUUUUCAUCCUUGCCAGUCGCUAUUCAGAUCAGAUCAAGAAGCAUCUCGCAACUUCGCCCGCCCGAUAUUCGCUCCCAAGGAUCACCGUCAUCGCCACCCCUGAUGCACAAUCGCUCGGGGAUGUGAUGCGAGAGCUCGAUAGCAAGCAGAUCAUUCGCUCCGAUUUCAUUCUCAUCCAUGCCGACUCGGUCGCAAAUAUGGACCUCGCCAGCAUCGUCGACGCGCACAAGCGACGUAGAAAGAAGGACAAGGACGCCAUCAUGACCAUCUGCACCAUGCCCGUCGGAAAGCGCAGCAGGAUUCGCACCCCAGGCAACCUAGCGCUCUUCUUUGUCGAGCCUCACACGUCGCAGCUCGUGCACUAUGCGCCCGUGCCUGCAGCGCCCAGGAUGAGAUCAACCAGCUUGCCGCUCGAAGUGUUCGACGAAGACGCUGCCGCCACCACCCACAGUCUCUCCCGCGGUGCUGAGGUGGAUAUUCGAAACGAUCUCGUCGAUUGCGGCAUCGAUAUCUGCUCGGCAGAUGUACCACCGCUCUUCUCGGAAAAUUUCGACUACCAGACGCUUCGCCACGACUUUGUGCUUGGAAUCUUGACAUCAGAUCUCCUGGACAGCAAGAUCUUCGUUCAUGUUGCGCCUACCGGUCCGCCAGCCUCGGCAGUUCAGAUCGCUGGCUCUUCUUUUCCACAGACUGUCGGCGCUUCGCUCUACGGCCGCGGCUAUGCAGCACGCGUCAAAUCGCCCGCCGACUACGACGCCAUCACAAAGGAUGUCAUUGGACAGUGGACGUAUCCACUCGGUCCUGCCGGCUACCUUCCCGGUGGACAGCGAUACAGCUCUCGCUCCGGUCUGCGCUUCGUCGGAGACAAUGUCGUUCUCAGCCGAACCUGCCAGCUCGGCACACAUACCCUCAUCGGGUCUCAGUCCGAAAUCGGCGACAAGGCCUCGCUGCACCAGUCUGUCCUCGGAUCCUCUGUCAAAGUCGGCAGCCGUUCCAGCGUCUCUGGUUCUUACAUUUGGGCCAACACCACCAUCGGUGCCGGCUGCACCAUCGAACGCAGCAUCCUCGGUGCCAACGUCAAGAUUCUUGAUGGAGUCAAGAUCAACAAGGGUUGCAUCGUCGCAGAUGGCUGUGUCGUGGGCCCCGACGUCGAGCUUGCCGCCUUCAGCAGGAUUGCCAACAAAAGGUACAAGUCCGAGUUCGACUUUGACAGCGACAGCGAGCUCGAAGGCGGCGAUGACGACUCUUUGCGUGCCAGUGACCGAGAUGCAGGUGCUGCAGGCGCCAAAGACGCUUCGUCCAAGCAGCUCGGUGCUCAAGGUGUCGGCUAUGUCUGGCCAGCAUUGGGAGACAAGCCCAUCAAACCCGAGGAAGCGAUGGAUUCGGAAGCUUCCGACGAUGACGAUGAUGAAGACGAAGUCGACGAGAUCGAACGCUCGCGCAACUUGCGGCUCAUGCGACUGGGUGCGAAUCUGGACGAGAUGCAGAUAGCCGAUUCUCUAUCGGAUGUGUCAUCCAUCGGUGUCGGAGGCGAUUCCGAUGCCGACGAGGACGAGGACGACUUGGUGUCAGGCUCGGACGGCACCAUGUCUUCCGACGACGAUGACCUGCUCGGCGAUUCAAUGAUGCUCGACGGAGGCGAGACCAACGUCGAGAAGCAAGCAGCAGUCAAGCGACUCGACGAGUUCCGCUCCGAAGCGACUGCAUCGCUCGAACGAGCCUUUGAAGAGAAUCACACGGUCGACGAUGCAGCUAUCGAGCUCAAGACUCUCCGCAUGGCAUCCAACGUUCCACUCAAGGAAGUGCGCAGAACCGUCAUCGGCUUCAUCCUGCAGAAAUGCGAUCCCGAACAACCCAAACAGAUGCUCAAGGUGCUCGACAAAUGGUGUCCCCUCAUCUCCGUAGUCGCGGUGGACGAUCAAAUCGAAGCUCUCGCAACGGUGCAGCACUUCUGUGCGCUCAACGAAGGGUAUUACAAGAUCUUCUUGCCGCUCUUGAAAAAGUUUUACAACGACGAUAUCAUCAGCGAGGAGAACAUCAUUGGAUGGUGGAAGAGCCCGUUGAGUCGAGAGAGCGGCGAAGAGGUGGGCGGAGAGAAGAACGGACAGCUCAGGAAAGCGGCUGAAGAGGUGAUUCGGUACAUCUUGGAGAGUCAGGAGAGCAGUGAUGAGGACGACGAUGAUGAUGACGAUGACGACGAGGAUUCCGAGUGA